CUUUCACUUUUUUUUACUCGUUAUCGACUUAUUUUCCCCAUUUAACUUUUUUUUGUUGAUUCUAUUUUUAGCUUAUAAGAAAUAGUAGUAGCAGUAGCAGUUUUCCCUAUUCUUCUUCUUCUUCCUUGGUUCUUCCUCAGCUCCCCUUUGUCUUUUGAUCAGGGUGAUGAAGAGGCGGCGGCGGUUUGACCAUGUCGUGAUAGGAUGUGCCAUUUUUGAAGUCCAAAUCCACCACGAGUGCUAACGAAAAGAUUGAUUUGAUAGAAAAUGAUUCAGAAAUAGUCUUAACAUUGUCGGACGAAUAAUGAGACGGGCGCUGAUAGAAAGUAUAACUGGAGAGGUAAAGGAAGGAGAUUUCACUUAUUAGAUGUUGGAUUUGGAGAAUUGAAACUGGCAAGCUAGGAGAUCGGUUUUUAAUAAAUCAGCUUGGGAAUAGAUUUAACGAAAAAAGGAGGAAAUUUUGAUGGAGGAGAUGUCCCCUGUAAUUGCUUUACCAUCAAUUAUGGUAAGGAAAUCCUUAGUCUGCGACGAUCCAAGAAAGAUCACUUGCAUCAAAUCCGAUGCUAUGGCUGUGGUGGCUGCUACUCCACUGUGUACACAUGUGCCCUGCGACAUGCCCGCAAUGUGCUCGACGAAUUGCCUGAAGAGCGCAAGCCAUAGUUUGAGCAUGUAUGAGUCUAAUAUGAUAUUACCUUCUGUGGUUGAGCCGGUAAUUCGUGAAAGCCGAGUUGUUGAAAGGGGCGGGUAUCGCAGCGUGUUCUUCAUGGAUUGUGUUGCCCGUUGGGGUUGCUCGUCGAUCUGCGGGGAGGCAAAGGAGAUGGAAGAUUCUUAUGCGGCGAUGCCGCAGUUUUAUGAUAUCCCGCUUUGGAUGCUAACAAGUCAACCUUGUGUGGAUGGAGUGGACGCGAGUUCUUAUCGGCUGCCCGCUCAUUUCUUUGGAGUAUAUGAUGGCCAUGGAGGUGCAAAGGUGGCUAACUACUGCCAUGACCGAAUUCAUGCUGCAUUGGUUAAAGAACUGAAUAAUGUGAACAAAGGUCUAGGAGGGACAAGUGAGGUUGAUAUAAAGAAACAGUGGGAGAGAGCAUUCAUUGAUUGCUUUCAAAGAGUUGAUGACGAAGUGGGAGGGAAAGCGAUUCACGAGGGGCCUUCGGAACCGUUAGCCCCGGAUACUAUGGGUUCAACGGCUGUUGUUGCCGUUGUGUGUUCUUCACACAUCAUAGUUGCAAACUGUGGCGAUUCGAGGGUAGUGCUUUGUCGUGGCAAACAGGUGGUGCCUCUAUCGUCGGAUCAUAAACCUAAUAGAGAGGACGAACAAGCGAGGAUUGAAGCCGAAGGCGGCACGGUCAUAAAUUGGCAAGGCUUCCGUGUGUCUGGUAUUCUUGCUAUGUCACGUUCAAUCGGGGAUGGGUACUUCAAGCCAUAUGUAAUCCCAGUACCGGAAGUGACAAUAACUCCUCGUGCAAAAGAAGAUGAAUGUCUCAUUCUUGCCAGUGAUGGCUUGUGGGAUGUGAUGUCCAAUGAAGAGGCAUCCGAAUUAGCCCGUAAGCGAAUCCUACUAUGGCACAAAAAGAACGGCACCACACCGUCCUCCGAUCAAAAUGGUGAAUUUACUGAUCCCGCUGCUCAAGCGGCUGCGGACUUCUUAGCGAAGGUUGCUUUACAGAAAGGAAGCAAGGAUAAUGUCACAGUUAUUGUGGUCGAUUUGAAAUCGAAAAGGAAGUCCAUGAGCAAAACCUAACUGGGUAGUUCAUGUUUGAUUUAAACUUAAAAAAAUAUUAGUUUUUGUUUUGAUUAAUGAUCUGGAUUAGAGCCCAUAAGAUGUUUGGACUCAAAAGUUGAUCAGAUGUAUAGUGACGCUACACUAGCUUGCCCAUCAGUACCUUUUUUUUUUUGUCCAACAUGGGCUCUUUGGGGUCCACUGUGUAUUGAGAUGUGGAUUAUCUUGUAAUUAUUGCUUUUCUUAAUCAGGGCAUUGUGUUGGCAUUGUAUGCUUAACCAUGAUGUGGUGCUCA
Molecule: messenger RNA, 2012 nt
Organism: Ananas comosus (pineapple)
Lineage: Eukaryota; Viridiplantae; Streptophyta; Magnoliopsida; Poales; Bromeliaceae
Product: probable protein phosphatase 2C 50
Exons: 5
Coding region: 464-1738 (424 amino acids)
Biological process (GO): protein dephosphorylation
Molecular function (GO): protein serine/threonine phosphatase activity; cation binding
Source: RefSeq, a predicted model, not a curated record